AUGCUGGUCGAACUGGGCAUCUUGGGCGCACUUGUAGCGAGCAAAGACCAGACAGCCUCUUCCCAACAGCUAGCAGAGGCGUCCAAAUGUGAAGAGGGAGUUGUGGUCCGUUUGAUGCGGCUGGCGUGCUCCCUCUGCUUUUGCGACGAACUGGACGAACAGACAUACCGUGCCAACGAACUCACCAUCAUGUUGGUGCGGCCGGGCUGGCAAGGGGCGAUGCGGUGGAUGGAUAUCAUCUAUCCGGUGACAGCAAACCUGCGGGGCUUUCUGUCCUCGACCGACUUUGGGCGGGUGCCAGACCCGUCGGACACGGCGUUCGAGUACGUGCACAAGAAAACCAUGUGGCGCGUGCUCGAAGAGAAGCCGGACCAGCGGCGGAACUUCGACUUGUGGAUGCACGAGCGCAAACGGCACGAAGAGACGUUGUGGCAUAGACGCUAUCCCGCCUGCGCCUCUUUGUCCCCUGACACGCUGAGGUCCGGGCCGGAUGCUGUCCUCAUGGUCGAUGUUGGUGGUGCCAACGGCUCACAGCUGGUCAACUUCAGGAAGCAGACUCCUCAUCUUCCCGGCCGCUACGUUCUGCAGGAUCUUCCCGAGUCAGUUGCCGCCAUGGUGCAACCUCCCGAAGGCAUCGAGGUCGUGGCCCACGACUUCUUCACCCCGCAGCCCGUCAAAGGCGCCCGGUUCUACUACUUCCGCAACGUAUUCCACAACUGGCCCGAUCACAAAUGCGUCGAGAUACUACGCAACAUUGUCCCGGCCAUGGACCCCGAGUAUUCGACCCUUUUGAUAGACGACUACGUUCUGCCGGACAAGAACGCCCAACUCCGUAGCGCGAUUGCCGAUAUCCACAUGAUGUAUAUGUUCAACUCGUCCGAGAGGACGGAGAGACAGUACAAGGAAAUCGUCUCGCAGGUGGGGUUGGAGAUUGUCGCCGUCUACCCGGCGGGUGUAAACGAGGAGGCAAUCCUCGAGGUUAGGGUAGCGGUUAACAAGUAG
This is a messenger RNA of Chaetomium fimeti, 1002 nucleotides long. RefSeq names its product S-adenosyl-L-methionine-dependent methyltransferase. Bases 1 to 1002 code for a protein of 333 amino acids. The transcript is spliced from 3 exons. The record is from RefSeq and is a predicted model, not a curated record. Gene Ontology annotation, molecular function: O-methyltransferase activity. Lineage: Eukaryota; Fungi; Ascomycota; Sordariomycetes; Sordariales; Chaetomiaceae.